Molecule: messenger RNA, 650 nt
Organism: Micromonas commoda
Lineage: Eukaryota; Viridiplantae; Chlorophyta; Mamiellophyceae; Mamiellales; Mamiellaceae
Exons: 2
Coding region: 1-486 (161 amino acids)
Source: RefSeq, a predicted model, not a curated record
AUGCCCGCCAUUGCAUCUUCUCCCGCCGUCGCGCUCCUCCGCGCGCCCCUUGCCUCGCGCGCCGCGCGCAAGGCCCCCGCCGGUGGCACCUCCCAGAUUCGCCCUGCCGCGCGCCCCGCUUCGCUCGGUCGCGGCCGCUCCGUCACCGUCAGGGCCUCCGCGCCGGUCGACUCGGUGGUUUCCGGCGUGAACCAGGCGGUCCCCCAGGUGGCUGAUAUUUUCGGCAUCGACACUUCUGCUGCGGACACGCUCUUUGUGAACGCCGCUUCCAUCAUCCUUCCCGCGUGGGGCGCCAUCGUUGGUGCCAUCUUCGUGUUUGGCACUGUCUACAAGAUUGCAUUCCCGGACAAGUACAACGAGCAGGUGUACAGCGGCAAGGCGGCGGAGAUGGUGCAGGAUGAGAUCAUCGAUCUGGAUAAUCUCAGUGAGGAUGAUCUCGCCGCGGUGGCCGAGCUCGAGGCCGAGCGCGCCGCGCAGAAACAAUGAGUGGCGACAACCUCGGACAGUUGGAAUAUGAGUGCAGAGUUGGGAAAGUUGACGGUGCGUCAGCUUCAGGGGUUAGGGCGAAGCGCUCGAGGCGGAGGGGAGACGUCGCGCGUGUUUCCAUUUCUGCGGCAUCGUCGAUAUGUAAUAUGUAGAACUUUGACAAG